Molecule: messenger RNA, 2194 nt
Organism: Laetiporus sulphureus 93-53
Lineage: Eukaryota; Fungi; Basidiomycota; Agaricomycetes; Polyporales; Laetiporaceae
Product: WLM-domain-containing protein
Exons: 10
Coding region: 219-1793 (524 amino acids)
Source: RefSeq, a predicted model, not a curated record
GCUGCACGUAAGCGGCAGCAUCCGCCAGUGCUCAGAACAAUCCCAAAGUUAGUGCGCGAGCAAAGUCCGCGCGCGGUGGCUGAGAGUUGUUCAGCAUCAAUAUUGAUCGAUCAAGUUGUGGCCUAUUGGGGCUGAUCCCGUCUCAAACUUCCACAUUCCCACUCGCUCAAGACAUCCAAUUGUCCAAGUCCAUUCACCAGUCGACAAACGCGCCUGCCAUGGUGCACGUCCGCCUCAACGCGCACGAGACCAAUCCCAAUCAACACGUCAACUUCAUCACCGCGCUCCCCCAUCCCGACACCGCCGCCCAUGAGGCCGCACGCCAGCUCCUCCGCGCACUCGCCGCGCAGGUCCGCCCCGUAAUGAAGGCGCACGGAUUCGUCGUCAACAGCCUCGAGGAGUACGAACACAACCGUGUCUUCGCGGGCCGCAACUGGAACAACGGCGAGGUCGUUGAGCUGGUGUUGCGGGGUGCAAGCGGCUCGUUUCAACCCGUCUCGUGGCUGAUGAAUACUCUGUGCCAUGAGCUAGCACACAUCGCCCACAUGAACCAUGGCCGCGAUUUCCAAGCACUCUGGGCCAAACUCCGCAAUGAAGUGCGUGAGCUGCAAAUGAAGGGGUACUAUGGCGAUGGAUACUGGUCAUCCGGCACGCGCCUCGCUGACUCCGCCCGAGUCGGCGAGCAAUCCUUCGGCGCGGACGAGCUCCCGGAAUACAUGUGUGGUGGAGCCCAAAAGCGCACCCGACCUACCGCUCGUCGGCGCCGCAUCCACACUCGCACGCAGCCCGCGGGUCCCAGCACUCACACUGGCGUGCAGACGGCCAAGCAGCGCAAGGCGGGCGCGCGCGUCACCACACAGGGUGCGUUUGGCAGCGGGCCAGGCAAAACGCUCAACGACGAUGUGAGUGAUGAGGAGAGGAAGAAAGCAGGGGCCGGGUUCAGGAAAAAGGCGGGAAGUAAGCGCGCGAGGCAGGAGAGGGCGGAGGCUGCUGAGCGGAGGCUGCGUGCGCUGCAGGGGCAAGCUUCCUCAUCGGUCCCCUCCGGUAGUAACAACCCACCGCCCUCCGAUGACGAGUCGUCCGACACCGAGCUCCUUCCAGAGACAGAUCAAGACCGCCGGCGCGCGAUGAUCGACACGGCGGAGGGCGCAGACGAGCUCGAGGGGCUCCGGAGCUCACGAGCGGACGUAUGGGCGGACUUCUUCGUCCGUGCCGCUUCGUCGUCGUCCUUGAAGCAGAGAACGGCUGUGCCGGACGCGGGAUGCGACGUGCAGAAGGUCGGAGCGGCCGGAGGGACGGGCGCGAUCUCUUCUGGCUCUGGCUCUGGUUCCACCAAGAAGGUAAAGAGAAUGGGAAGGGAGGAAGACCAGCCGAUGUUGGAGGACUGGCUUCCGUCUGCAGCGCUACCUUCCGGCAGCUCGAGCACAGGAAAGAAGCCCAGACAGACAGGCAAGUCCGCUAUCCCUUACGGCAGCCUUGUGGAAGACGAGGUGAAGCUGCGGAAGAGGGAGUCGUUCGGCUUGACCGGCUGGGGACAGAGGCUGGGCGAUGGCAGUGAGCUAGCAAGUACUAGGCUCUCGGCUCUGGCGAGGGGAUGCAAACCCAAUGCAGCGGACGCGAGCGAGGGUGCGAAUGCGACUCUGAACAGCACCAGUGCGCAGUCCCGCUCGCCCAGUCCUUCCGAAGAAUGGACAUGCCUCAUGUGCACGCUUAGGAACGAACCCGGGCACCUGGCCUGCUCAGCCUGUGCGACGCCCCGUGGAGAGUGGAGCUGGGCCGAGAAUUUGACAUAACCCCGUGUUCGUCUGUGGAUGGCUGCGCUUGUACUUAUGGAGGGAGAUUAAGAGCGAUCGGAGGAUAUUUCAAGCAAAGUUCAGUCGCAGGGUGGAUGUGGACGCUAGGUUCGGAAGCAUCGGAAAUCUCAACUGUGGAUCGUCGUGUCGCCGUAUGUGCGUUCGCAAACUGCAUUAUAUAUUUACGUGCAAGGCUGUGCGCGAAGUGGAGAAGACGUGGUUAUACAUAAGGUUUAGACAAUAGAUUGCAGUGUGUUAUGGGUACAUCCAUGAGUUGGCGUUUCCAAUCCAGUUCGUGUAGAUCAGCAUCACUUAGCCCUACGGCCAUAAGAUCCCCGCACGGGUUCAACCUUUCAUUUCCAGCACAGGAUCUCGUAGUUCUCCUGCGCCACAUGCUCGGU